This is a messenger RNA of Bacidia gigantensis, 501 nucleotides long. RefSeq lists its product as uncharacterized. The coding region runs from base 1 to 501 and encodes 166 amino acids. NCBI's taxonomy places the organism in Eukaryota, Fungi, Ascomycota, Lecanoromycetes, Lecanorales, Ramalinaceae. The record is from RefSeq and is a predicted model, not a curated record. The transcript has a single exon.
AUGUCCUCCAAAAGGAAAAAAAAUCAAGGUGAAAACAGCGGGUCAAAUCGUAAUCUAGACGGGAGACGAUUGCGAACUGUGAAUGAGGCAAAGGCAUUGGCAGAGUAUCUCGCACUAAAGCCGGAUAUGGAAAAGAAGGAGAAGGAGGCACGACGCAAGAGGUGGGAGGAAGUUGUUGCACUAGCAGAGCGAAAGGAGGAAGAAAUUCGUAGUGGUGCAAAAGGCAAAGUCGAUGGUCAGUGGGCAGAGGACAAAGAAGAGAUUAGCGAACGAACGCGUGAAGCAGUGCAUGCUACUAUGAAACUUGGUGAUUAUCAUGACGAUCUGCAGGGCAUGGCUGGACGACGCGAAAUGGUAUCCGCACAGAAAGAUCAGAAGGAAUCGAUGGCAACGGCGGCAUUGGCUGGCCCAGAAUCCACGUCUAAAGAAGGUGUUGCCACGCGCUCUUAUAUGGGCUUUGAAGAGGAUAACGAAUUCAUGAGUGACUCUAGCAGUGAAUAA